Messenger RNA from Zootoca vivipara (common lizard), 2402 nucleotides. It is a transcript of the gene AKT1S1, whose product is annotated as AKT1 substrate 1. Gene Ontology annotation, cellular component: cytoplasm. Gene Ontology annotation, biological process: negative regulation of TOR signaling; negative regulation of protein kinase activity; neurotrophin TRK receptor signaling pathway. The record is from RefSeq and is a predicted model, not a curated record. Lineage: Eukaryota; Metazoa; Chordata; Lepidosauria; Squamata; Lacertidae.
UCCGAAGGCACCACGCUGAAAAGCGCCCAAGAAAAAAAAGGAUGGGCGGCUUUCCCGUUAUUCACAGCCGUUCAGGCCUGAGUGAAGUUAAAUGGCAGCGCCGUUUUCGCAGGGGGGCAGCGCCGAGCCUCCUCCUCCAUCCUUGCACGGAGCGCCUCGAAGCCCCCGGUCCACUUUUAGGAAGGGCGUUGCGUCCAGCAGCGUUGUGCGCUCUCGGCUGCGGUCCUUGCCCUGAGAGCAACCCCCACUGAGCUCAGCAGGGACUGCCUUAGGAGAAGGCGCGCGUAGGCCGCCGCCGCCGCCGCCUUCCCUAGCCCCGGACGGAACCAGCCCCCCGCCUUCCCAGGAGAGCCCCUCGCUCUCCAGCCUCCAUCUUUGAAUCGGGCAUGAGAAAAACCUUCAGGCCUUUAAAACGGAGAGAGGGGGGCGCUGCGCUCUUUUAGCUCCGCCAUCUUCGUAACGGGAAACGUGCGGGCGCCUCUCUCAUGCCUUGUGAGGGCAGAGGGCGGGGCCUCCGGGAGGAGGAGGAGGAGGCGGUUGUUGUUUGGAGGAGGAGGGGGCCCCAUAAGUGUGUUGGGGAGGGUCAAAGGAUGACGAACAUGGCGGAUAACCACAAGGAGAGCUGGGCGGCCCUGGUUGCUGCAGCAGAACAGUACCGGCGUCAGACAGGCAAUGAGAUAGUGCUGCUCACCGCCUUCAGGGCCCCACCCCCUGGUGGCUUCAGCUACGCACAGCAUGGAAGUGGGGCCCUGGCUGAUGCCGUUCAACGCUACCUCGAAGAUAUCGCGGUGGUUCACAAGACCACUGCCUUUACCUAUGCUGCCCGUCCUCCUUCUGCCCCUCGCCCAGGUCCCACCAACGGGUCUUACUCCAGGAGCUGCCCCUCUACCAAUGCUUCAGAUGAGCCUGCCCCACACAGGACACCUACCCCCCAGGGGCCCUUGCCCCAGGCUUCUGGAGGCCAGGAGCCCGAAGAGGAUGACGAUGAAGGAGACAGGAACACAUUGACAGAAUUGGAGCAGCCAGGUUUGUUUGUGAUGGACGAGGAUUCUCCAAGCCAGGAAUAUGAGCCUUUCUUUGACUCUGAUCUGGAGAGCACUGACGAUGGGAGUCUAAGUGAGGAGGCUCCUGGCCAGACAGCCCCUCCACCCCUCAGCCAUCAGUAUGCCAAGUCGCUGCCUGUCUCAGUGCCUAUCUGGGGCUUCAAGGAGCAACGGCAAGAAAUGCGAUCCUCCGAUGAAGAGAACAGCAAGCAUUCAUCCCCCGACCUGGAGAAAAUUGCCGCCAGCAUGCGAGCUCUGGUGCUGAGGGUGUCAGAUGGCACAGAGAUGUUUGGGGACCUGCCUCGGCCGCGCCUCAACACGAGCGACUUCCAGAAGCUACAGCGGAAAUACUAAUGGAUCUGGUGGCCCUUUGUCCUGCGCCCCUUCCUCAGUUUGUGCCCUUUUUUUCUCCUCACCCCCCCCCCCAAUCCAAAUCGGUGGACAGGGUUGGAAGCUCCCCUCAAGCCAUACAGCUCGAAUUCCCCCUCUCUCUUCUCCCGCCCUACCCUUCCUGAGCUCCCACAAGCUUUAAAUUAAAGUGAUAACCUCAAUCUCUACACUACAGCUGGGGUGGAGGGUCCAAUUGCCUCCCGUUCUCUCCACGCCAGAAAUUCUGUCCCACUUUCCCCUUCUAUCCUAUCUAAUUGAAGGAGGUACAGUUGUUUGGGUUUUUUUUUUCUGAGAGGGGUCCCUGACACAUAGAAGAGGGAAACGGAACACUACGGACAGAUACUGACAUAAAAUACACCCCCAUAUCUGUUCUUGCCACCACCGUCAACCCUUCCGAUCUACCCCAGCAUCUGGCUGCAGUGGGUUCCCUUGGUCAGUUCCCCGAGCCCCCCCCCCCGUUUUUGCUUUCUUCCUCCCAAAAUAAGUGUCUUAAAAUAUCCUUUGCACAUAAGCUGGGUUUGUCUAUACACUUGACCUAACCGACCCUUUGUAGAGCAGGGCAGCAAUGGUGGGGGAAGGAAUCCUGUCGUUUUGUGCUCACCCCACCUCCUGCCCCCCACUUUCCCCAUGCAUAGCCCUCUCCCAAUUUCCAGGAGCGGUACUUCAGGGUCCUUUUUUCCCUCUUGGGGGGAGGGGUGGUGCAAAGGUGGGGCUGCUCUCACGGCAGGCGGGAUGUAAAAGCGGCUCUAGGAGUCACCUACACCCCUCCGUUUAUCUCCCACCCACCCCCUUCGCUGCCCCAGCAUAAUACUUUUGUAUAAGAUUUUUCAAGGGCGCUUUGUGGCCCUGGCCCUCUAUUUUUGUCCAAAGAUGAUUGGUGAAUUGGAAGGGAGAGGAUGUACUUUUUUUCUCCUUCCUGCAAACCUACAAGCCAAUAAUAAGAAUAAAAAAGCUGUCUUUUACCAACUC